CUCUAAAAGGUCAAGAGGACUUAACUAAGGUCUAUAUAAGUCCUUCCCUAUGCCAUUUGAAAAAUAAUUAAGUCAAGAGGACUCUGCUGAAAUUUACCUGACAAUAUCUUCUGUUCUUGGCUUGAGGAAAACUAAGUGCCCAGUUUUCUUGACAUGGCUCUUUCCAGUAUCCUGACAGAAGCUGAAAUCGCUGCUGGUCUACAGAGCUGUCAAGCUGCUGAUUCAUUUGAUUAUAAAACCUUUUUUGUCAAAGUGGGUCUCAACUCCAAGUCCAAUGACCAAGUUGCCAAAGUCUUUGGAAUUCUUGACCAGGACAGGAGUGGCUUUAUUGAGGAAGAGGAACUGAAACUUUUCCUGAAGAAUUUCUCAGCCAGUGCCAGAGCUUUGACUGAUGCUGAGACCAAGGCAUUCCUGGCAGCAGGGGACAGUGAUGGAGAUGGUAAAAUUGGAGUGGAUGAAUUUCAAGCACUGGUCAAAUCGUAGUCAGCAGUCAAGAUAAAGACCAAGAUAUAUGUGCCAUAAACAAUCUUUCCUAUUGCAAACCUACCAUUUAUUUACACAUUUUGCACCCUGAAAGGCCAUGAACAACUGUUGGCAAGUGGUUUCAUAUUGCUGGAAAACAUCUGAAGUGGUACAAGCACUACUUAAGCCAUGCUGCCAGGUGUUUUAAGCAGAAGGUCUAUGCCACUGAGGGACUGAACCAGAAUCCACUCUUCACAUCUGAAUUUAGGGCACUAAAUAUAUAAACAUAAAUAUUAAGAGGAGAAAUUGAAAGCAUCUCUGUGGGCCAUUGAAUUUUCAAUAUUUGCAUAAAUACAGCAUAUGUUGUAAAAAAUACAUAAAUACAGCAUAUGUUGUAAAAAACAGAAUUAAUAAAAUGUCCAGGUGUAAAACCUGUUUAUGGUAA
Molecule: messenger RNA, 907 nt
Organism: Haemorhous mexicanus (house finch)
Lineage: Eukaryota; Metazoa; Chordata; Aves; Passeriformes; Fringillidae
Product: parvalbumin beta-like
Exons: 5
Coding region: 154-483 (109 amino acids)
Cellular component (GO): cytoplasm; nucleus
Molecular function (GO): calcium ion binding
Source: RefSeq, a predicted model, not a curated record